UGUCCCCAGGGGGGCGGAAGUGACGCUCCCGGGAGAGGGCUCCUGUUUAUUUGUUCCCCGGCUCUCGAGCGAGGUGGAGGCCGCCGUUGGGUCAUGGCGUUGGAGACGGUGCCCAAGGACCUGCGGCACCUCAGGGCCUGCUUGCUCUGCUCGCUCGUCAAGACCAUUGACCAGUUUGAAUUUGAUGGCUGCGACAACUGCGAUUCAUACCUGCAGAUGAAGGGGAACCGGGAGAUGGUUUAUGAUUGCACUAGUUCAUCCUUUGAUGGCAUCAUUGCCAUGAUGAGCCCUGAAGACAGCUGGGUCUCCAAGUGGCAACGGAUCAGUAAUUUUAAGCCAGGAGUGUAUGCAGUGUCUGUGACAGGCCGUCUUCCCCAAGGGAUUGUACGAGAACUGAAGAGCCGAGGUGUGGCCUAUAAAUCUCGGGACACGGCCAUUAAGACCUAGACAGACCUCUUUUCCCCCCCGAGAUGCUCCAUCUGGCUGUCUAUUCCUGGGCAGGCCUGUUGCUGAGUGGAACCACCUUCAUGUCAUGGGAGCAGCAUCUUUGUGCGUCUGGGGCUGUCGACCGCCAGCUGCCCUCGUCUCACCCCGACAGCUUAGCUUGACAAGGGGGGGGGGCAUCCUUCCGUGAAGCCGCAACCAGGAGCGCCUGUUGUUCACCAGGGAAGCGUUUCUUUUGAGAUUUCUGUAAAUAAUUUUUAAUAAAUUGGAUCAUAGGAUCCGAAAAGUGGCA
Molecule: messenger RNA, 736 nt
Organism: Pogona vitticeps (central bearded dragon)
Lineage: Eukaryota; Metazoa; Chordata; Lepidosauria; Squamata; Agamidae
Source: RefSeq, a predicted model, not a curated record